Rotaria sp. Silwood2 is the source of this 2265-nucleotide messenger RNA. The record is from the annotation of a GenBank genome assembly. Lineage: Eukaryota; Metazoa; Rotifera; Eurotatoria; Philodinida; Philodinidae.
AUGUCGCGUAAUUUUUUUUCGACAAGUAAUGCUGAACGAAAACGACAAAAGCGUGCUGCAGAGAGAGAGGAAAUGCUCGCUGCCGCCAUCAAAAGCAGUGAGGAUGAUACAUCCGACGCUGAAAUGGACAUCACCAUACCAAAAACAUUAUUAAUUAAUGACCAAUCAGCUUCAUGUAAUACAUUUCAAAUUGAUAAUUUAGCUGCACAACAAUCAGAUAAUGCUGUUUCCUCUUCAUCAUCUAGUGCAGACGCUGUCAAUGAUGAUGAUGAUGAUCUUGAUGAAUUAUUUCAUGCGGCUGAUAUGAAUUAUCAACGAAAAAUUUAUACCAAUAGUUUUUUAUCAAUAUGUGAUGCAUGCGAAAUAAUUAUCAAAUUAUCUCGCCGAUUAAAUUUAGAUAAAAGUAAAACAACAAUUUUGUUAAAUGGCAUAAGAUCUUUAUUACCAAGCGACAACAAUUUGCCAAGAACAAUCGUGGGCCUUAUGAAAAUUCUUGGUGGUUUUAAUAACAAUAAAAAAGUUAUUUACUAUUGUACGGAAUGUCUUACCCAUUUGACUACACCACAACAAACGAUAUGUUUGCCAAAUUGUGCAUUGAAUAAUAAAUAUCGUCCUUUUUCAAAUUUAAUCACAUUUGAUCUGCCGGCCCUUGCAUUAAAUUGCAACGUGGCACAAUAUAACGGAUAUUAUACUUGUCCAUUCUGUACAAUACCAGGUGUAUCAAUUGAUAAACAAGUCUUCUAUCCGUAUUCACCUAAUCCAUAUCCAAGAAAAAUAGUUGAUGAUUAUCGACGACAUGGAGUAUCAAAUUCUGCAAGCAUUACAACUUUUGGUAAUAAAGGUGCAACACCACUAACACAUAUUUUAUUAUUUCCAUCUCAAAUCUCUAUUGAUUAUAUGCAUUUGUCUUGCAGUGGACACAUGAAAACCUUAAUUGGUUAUUGGCACAAGAUGUUGUUACCACAUGUUUUUUUAGAAGUAUCAAAUUAUUUAACAUCAGUAGCAUUACCACAUCAUUUCAAAUAUCAGUUCAUGCCUUUAGUUGAUUAUAAUACUUGGAAAACAAAAUUCUUCAGUCGAUAUCGUCGUGGUUUUAAAACAUUUCAUUCUAAAGCUUAUUCUCGUGAUGGAAAAGCGAUUAGUUAUCAAGUAUCACUUACUAAUUCUAAAUGCAUACAAGCAAGAAAAAAAUGUUUUGUUGAAGUGUUAUUUUACUUCAAAUUAUUCAAUGUUAACUAUGCAUUUGUAAAAAAAUAUUCAUGCAUUAAUUUUAGUUUAGCAGCAGGAUUAACAACAGUUAUUAUUCCACAAAAUAUUCUUAAACGAUUUGAUUCUUAUUUCGGUUUAUUUAAUGCCAAGCAAUAUUCAUAUAAAGUAGUUUCUGUUUCCGAUAUUAUAAAUAAAAUUUAUUGUAUCAUGCUUCGUUCUUUGUGUCGAUUGACUGCAGGAAUAAACAAUCGCUAUUCUUCAAAAGAAUAUGUAUUAGCAUCAUUCAUGAAAGGUACAAAACAUGCGGUAAUACCAACGACAUCCAUCAAUAUUAAUCCAAUAAAUACGGAUAAAGGUGAAAUAAAAAUUUGUGGUGAUACAACUCCAUUAAUAAUUGUUGCAAAAGUAUACAAUCCAUCAUCAACAUUGAAUAAACGUCAUCAUGACUUUGAUAGUUCACUUGAUGGAAGUGAUGAUGAUGAAGAUGAAGCACCACCAAUUGUUAGUAAGAAACGUCCAGACAUCAAUGAUAGCAGUAAAAUGUUAAACAAAUUAUUAAGCCGAAAGAAAGCACCAGCAAAGAAAAAAAAGAAAACAACAACAAUUAUAGAUGAUUCAACAGAUGUUGAAUGCAAAGGAUGUAGCAUUCUACGUGAAGAAUUAAACAAAUUUCAAAAACGUUUGGAACGUGUCGAACGAGUCAUUCCAGCAAUUUGUUUGAACACACCAGGAACAACAAAUACAACACCAUCUUUACCAAAAAUUGAAGAAAUUAAUCAAAAUAUCAAAGAAAUUUUUGGCGUCGAGGCAAGUGCAGUCAAAGGUCCACGUGAACGACCUACUAUCAUUAUUCGACAUUUGUUUACCAUAUCAAACCAUGUAACAAAUUAUCGACAAUAUUUAGAGAAGCAUUCUGAUCUUUUAAAAGAUUUCGUUCAAUACCGUUGUCCAGGAAUAAUUAACAUUGAACAAACAUGGAAUGAGAUUAUUAAAUCAAUGGGUUCAUUAGAAAAUGAUAUAAAGAAAAAUUCGAAAAAAAAGAAGCUCGACAAAUAG